Molecule: messenger RNA, 2252 nt
Organism: Cuscuta epithymum
Lineage: Eukaryota; Viridiplantae; Streptophyta; Magnoliopsida; Solanales; Convolvulaceae
Source: the annotation of a GenBank genome assembly
ACGGAGGUAGUAAUCCGUAAUCUUGUCCAGCCCCAAGAUGAGUUGGGAAGCUUCAGAAAAGAAAACGGACGACGAACCCUUCACUCCAGGCCGCCUGCGGCCUGCCGCGCUGGUAGUAGUGCCCUGCGCGGCUGCCCCUUUGGCCUUCUCGGCUUUCACCCCUAAGACCCGUUUAGGUUUCAGGUAUGACAAUUCAGUCGAUUGUGCAAGCCGGACCAAAGACCAUAACACAGCUUUUGGACCAUUUCACUGAAAUAAAGAAUCUAAGAGUUGUUAGGGCAAUUCAUGCUCACCUGCUCAUAACAGGGGUAAUAUCUUUCACUCCCACUCUCCAGACCAAGAUUGUAUUUGCUUACACCACAAGCCAUCCCCCGAAAAGCAACCUCCUUCUCUGGACCUUAACCAAUUCUUUGAGAACCCUUAAUCUCAGAAACCCUUUAAUUUUUAACUCCAUUAUCUCCGGAUUUUGCGAACGCGGGUAUCAUUCACUUGCUAUGCAGACCUUUUCUUUCAUGCACUCAAAUGGCGUUUACAUAGACUCAUACGCGUUGUGUAGCUCAAUAACUUCUGCGUCUUGCACCAAAAAUCUCGAAUUCGGUGAAAAAGCUCACACCUUUAUAGAAAAGUCGGGUUGGUUUUCUAGUGUGUAUGUCGGUUGUGCCAUGAUCGACUUAUACACAAAAUUGCAAUGCAUCAGCAGUGCAGCUUCACUGUUUGACGAAAUUCCCAUAAGAAACAGUGUGUGUGCUAAUGCACUUUUAUCCGGCUACACUGAGUGUAAGAUGUGGGAGAAGGCACUUGCAUUAGCCAGAAGGCUGCCUUCUUUAUAUUUAGAGAUGGAUCAUUUCACGUUUUCCGCUGUUUUGCGUGCAUGUAUUGGGAUUUCUACAGUUGGAUUGGGAAUGCAGGUCCAUGGAUGUGCCAUUCGUAAAAUUCGUUAUAUGGAAAGCGAUGUAUUCCUACAAAGCUUGCUGAUUGAAAUGUAUGGAAAAUGUGGGCUCUUAGAAAAGGCUAGACAAGUCUUUAGAAUGACAGCGAGAAAUAGAGAUCUUGUUCUAUGGACUUCAAUGCUUGGUGUUCUCGGACGAAAUGGGAGUUACGAACAAGUGAUAGCAGUGUUCACAGAAAUGGUAACCAAGGGAAUCAAACCGGACGGUGUGUCGUUUUUGACAGUUAUCUCAGCUUGUAGCCACACUGGCCAAGUGAACCUUGGAAUGGAGUAUUUUGAAUCAAUGGCUCGUGAUUAUGGAUUAGAACAUAGUCCGGAGCACUACAGUUGUCUGAUCGAUUUGCUUUGUCGCGCAGGAGAGUUAGAAAAGGCAUGGAAAUUUGUAGAAGAGUUUUCCUCCAAAGGAAGUAGGGGUUUCACUGUUUCCAUGUGGGGAGCACUGCUUAAUGCCUGCAAUGAUAGUGGGAAUGUGGAAUUGGGUAAAUUUGCAGCUAAGAAGGCGAUUGAGUUGAAUCCUCAUAAUGAUGGGAUAUAUGUUAUGUUGUCCAACUUAUAUGCAACAAACAGUAUGUGGAGUGAGAUUGAGGAAGUGAGGGAACACAUAAGAGGAAAGGGGCUAAAGAAAGACAUUGGCUCUAGUUGGAUAGAUGUUGCGACUUGAAUUGCACUAGUUCGUUGUGCUAAGAAACCUUGACGUGUAAAUUACAAAGCCCCCAAUUGGCAGCCUUUAUCGGCUAAUUCUUGCUUAUUACACUUAAGCAGAAUACGAGUGUGUUUGGUAACACAGCUGUGGGGUGAAUCAGCAAAAUCGGGUGAAAGUGCAUGACUUGUGGCUGAAUUUUCUAAACAGGCCACAAAUUCCCAUAUACAUGAAUAUUAUUAUACCACAGCAGCUUCAUUCAACAAUUUCAUAUCAUGUUAUCACCACCCUGUGUGCCUUGUAAAUCUUUGGCAUCACUGCAACAUUCCAAAGUCUAGGAGAGAAUACACAAAUGAUUAUUCGUAUAAGGUAACAUUUUGUUUCAUCGCUGCAUUAUAUGAAUAUUCACGCUUUUCACUCAUGUUUCUCAAGUGUUGUUACUUGUUUAUGUAGGACUGCUUCUUUACACAACAAUUGGAUUUGUCUAGAGAUUGGGAGUUAAACUAACAAUUGGAUUUGGAUUCUUUAAUGUAGGACUGAUUCUUUACUUUAACAAUUGGGAGUUAAAAUAAAAGUUAUGUAUCAGUUUUUGACAUUUUUGUGAAGACCUUGCUCUAGGGUUCUCUGAAAAAUCUCUAAUUUUCGCUGCAAGCUUUCAUGUAA